Papilio polytes (common Mormon) is the source of this 702-nucleotide messenger RNA. RefSeq lists its product as uncharacterized. The record is from RefSeq and is a predicted model, not a curated record. NCBI's taxonomy places the organism in Eukaryota, Metazoa, Arthropoda, Insecta, Lepidoptera, Papilionidae.
GCGGCCGAGGUGGUGGGCUUCGAAGUUUGAAUUGUAAGAAAACAUUCAGUUGAUAGGCGAGUGCGUGCCGCGAUACACGGGGCCGCUUUCCCGUCAUCUAACGUCAAACUAACGCGCGAUUGUCUAUGGUUUUUAAAAAACAAAUGGUGUUUGUAAAGGUUUUAAUUAUGUUUUGUUUUAAGUUAUGUUUACGUGAAGAAAAUUAAUUUCAUUUGUUUGCUGGAGAGGGUCUGUGGCUAUGUUGUGGGCGGUGGUUAUAUGGCUGAUAGCGGCCGGGAGCGUGCAGGCGGCCAAUAAAGUCAUCGAUGUAGCGACCACGUGCGACAAGAGCUCUAUGGCUGUGCACAUCAUUAUGGACCAGCCGUUUAAAGGACUUGUGUUCAGUAAAGACUUCUCGAGAGAGUGUCGAGCACAAGGAAAAUUACAGAAGAAAGUGUCAUUAAAUCUACCGUCAAACGCCUGCGGUGUCCGUACAUCUACUAUCAACUCGACUGUGGAAGAGCCUGAUGAUAACGAGGACCUGUACUAUACAGUGGAGCUGGUCAUACAAAUGGACCGCCAGCUGCAGCAGUCCUCCGAUCAAGAGUUAAUGGUGAGGUGCAAGCUGCAGCCGCGUGCCGUCAGGAUUCACAGCUCAGCACUAGAGGGCGUCAUCAGCACAAAGCUACGUGAGAUGUCAGGUCAAGAAGCUAAGAAAGUUAG